AUGUUCAUUGCUCCAUCCGACGCACCAAUUCCGAUCAUCGAUCCAGUGGUAGACUCAAUCCUCAUCAAUUCUUCGCUUCCAACGGGCAUCACCAUUCCAGUGAAAGAAGGACACCAAGGGUUACUCAAUCCAUCCUCAUCGCCUCACACGGCUUCAUUCUGGAUCUGGUUCUACUUGACCAUACUCUGCAGCUUAUUGUGCCUUGGGCUGAAUUUCAUAUUCAGUGUCGUCAGUGUGAUCGAGCGACAUCGAACGUUCAGAAACUCCUUUCAUGCAAUAGUCCUCGUGUUCUCGAUUAGUGUUGUAGUGAGCAGCACUUGCAAGCUCAUCUACAUAUUCGUUGCCGGGCUUGCGGGUGUUCAGUCUGAAGGUUUCAACUGUUUCUCAAUCACAGUAGACCUGGCGAUUUCAUAUUUUUCCGCGCUUCUUAUAUUUUUCCUCGGUUUGAAUCGUUUUGCAGCCUUCUCUUCACCAUACCUCUACGACCGCAUAAUGGGAAGAGAGAUCCUUCACUAUACUUUACUUGGACUGCUGCUAUUUUCUGUUAUAGUCACGGUUGUUAUUUUCAAGAUUGGUGGCCUGCAAAGAACAUUCACUCAAAACGCCAUGGUUGACUAUGCUAAAAAUCGCAUUCUGGUUCAGGUAAGCGCAGGGACACUGAAGAAAGUUUGA
Molecule: messenger RNA, 672 nt
Organism: Ostertagia ostertagi
Lineage: Eukaryota; Metazoa; Nematoda; Chromadorea; Rhabditida; Trichostrongylidae
Source: the annotation of a GenBank genome assembly